CGGACGGGGACGCUGUCGACCUGCAGUACGCCGCCGGUUGCAGCGGGUGGGCACCAGGCCGUUUAGCGCGGUGUACGAGACGUAUUUUCUCGGUAGGGCCGGUAGAUCGGUGCGACUGCGGUCCGGCGGCGACGGCGCGCGACGAGCCACCGACGCUGGGACACCACGUGGGCAGACAGUUCUCCGCGUGUCGCCGUUCCGGUGUGUCGCGAUUGCCCGCUCACGAGAGUCGACGGCGCCGUAACCACAUUCGGCGGCAUAAUUUUGUUCCCUUAUUAUAAUAUUAUAUUAUUUUCGAUGUCGUGAUAAGUCCGUGGAAAUAAUAAUAAUAAUAAAAAAAAAAACCGAUCGUUUCGAUAGUGAUAAUCCAGUGGUAUCUCUACCGUGAUCGUGCGCAGACCGAAAUAUUAUUAUUGUUUCGUAGAAAGUUAUUGUAAUACGAACCGUGAGCAAGGAGGGAUUUUCGGGUACCUGCUCGGAUCGCGUUUUAUCGGGAAAACAAAUAAAAUGGACCGUUGUGAUGCAAAAGCCAACAGAGACGGACGUUAGACUGCUAGAUUGUCGAAACAAAAAAUAGUGAUAAAACCGAGGGCAACAGCAUAUACACAGAUGGGGUUCAUCACUAUUGUCUUAUUAUAUUGCUUGUCAAGUGCAACAGGUCACUUGAAUGUGUUCAUCAGUCAAAAAGAAGUCAAAAGGAUUAUGGGUCUAUCAUCUGAACUGUAUUAUGUUCGUGAUGGAGUUGUGAAUACAUACGCGAUGAAUUUUGAAGUACCAGUUCCUGCGAACAUUGGUGAACUUGAAUUUUGCUGGCAAUCGUUGACUCGACAUUCGUUACCGUACACGUGGAAUGUGGAGUCCAACAAUGGCAUAGCUAUGAAAAAACCGGAACUGGACAUCCCGGAGUCGGGAUGGGUACCCUCUCACGUCCAAGUGUUCCGGCUCAAGUUGCCGUGCACGGGUGUAGUGAGCUCCGAGGUGCAUGUUCUGCUCACUAUCAACAUAACCGCUGUUAAUAAAAAACACGGCGACGUGUCACUGGUAUUUCACCGGAACAAGAUAUGUCUGAAAACCACCGACAUGCUCUUGGACUCACGAAUCGGCAAGGAUGCUUCGCUGGAGACCAACCUGAUUGACGAAUUGCCGCCCAGCCAACAGCAACAGCCUCCAAAGUCUCCAGCACAACCACCACUGCUGUCGUCACGAUCACAGCCCGACAACGAUCACAACAACGACAAAACAUUGAUAAUUCAACCUUCGCAUAGUGGGACGGCCGGCUCUGUGCAGGUCGCAACUGCUGUGACGACUACUGGCGGUGGAAAUACCGCAUUGACUUCGCCUAAACAUGGCGACGAAGCUCCUGAAGAGUUAGUACCCGCGCACGGUGCGUUCUUCUUUGCACUCGGUUGUGGGUCUGCGCUCAUAGUCACUCUUGUGGCCGUCACGUUCGCCCUGGCUUACAAGCGCACCAACAAGUCGUUGCUUAUCAGAUCUAAAUCUAAGGAGACAUUGCAUACCAGUUAUACUAGUGCCGCUUACGUGGCCAACCCCAACGUUUUGGUACGCGUAGGCUCGGUGACUAGUACCAGCGGUACUUAUGCGACCAUCAGAAGCGUGCGGAAAACAGCUGCUUCGAUGACAGAAGACGAUCUCCCAAGUCAUUGUGCAAGCGGCGGAGUUGCCGGAAACAAAGUCAGUAGCCACGUGUCGCCAUACGCCACCAGCUACGUGGCGACGGCACCAGGAAGUAAUAAUUAUCACGUCUACUCGAAACCAGCGUCGCCUACGCCAUCCAAAAUAUCAUAUUACGCUUGCACGCCAUUGAUGGCCGUUAACGAUCGGAGAAUGUGUGAUGACUUGGAUGAGCGUAUACGCCAGCUGGAUUCUCGAGGCGCUACGGUCAAGUUGGAAAGACUUCUCCAGGAAGGCGCUUUCGGUAGGGUAUAUCAAGGCACGUAUAAACACAAUGGUGGUGGAUCUCAGGAAGUGCUCGUCAAAACCGUUACAACUGAUGCUGCAACUCAACAAAAUAAACUGUUUUUAACUGAAAGUUUGAUGUUGCAUGGUUUACCGGGUCAUGUAAACAUAUUACAACCAAUAGCUGUGUGUCAGUACUCAAAUAAACCAACUGCGAUAUUAUAUCCGUUCAGUAACAAAGGAAAUCUUAAAAAGUUUCUAUGCGAUUGCAAAAGGAAAAAUAAUGACUACUACAACUUAACCACAAAAGACAUUGUUAACAUGGCUGUACAGCUCUGCUUAGGUAGUGUAUUCCUUCACAGCCAAGGUAUCUGUCACAAGGACAUAGCUGCUAGGAAUUGUGUCGUGGACGAAAAAUUGCGAGUAAAAUUAACCGAUAGCGGAUUGUCUAGAGACUUGUUUCCCGAUGAUUAUUCAUGUCUAAACGACAACGAAAACAGACCCAUCAAGUGGAUGGCCCUUGAAAGUAUCACUUUGCGCACCUAUAACGGUGCCUCAGAUAUAUGGUCAUUUGGUGUUUUGCUCUGGGAACUUGUGUGCUUAGGUGCUCAGCCCUAUUCAGAAAUUGAUCCGUACGAUCUGAGCCUUUACCUACAAGAAGGAUACAGGCUAUCGCAACCAAUCAACUGCCCAGACGACCUGUUUGGGAUGAUGACAUUCUGUUGGCUACCCAGCCCGGAGGAACGACCAUCAUCCGCUCAAGUAUUGGCAUGUUUACAGGACUUCCAAAAAACUCUUAACCAGUUUAUCUAAAAUAAACUUUCCCUCAUUUUACUAUUUAUUAUUUUUAUAUAUAUAUAUUGUUAAAAAUGUUGAUGUACAUUAAGUUACUUACGAUAUACGAUUAGAGGUGCUAUGUAUGUAAGCGUUGAAUAUUAUUUUGAAGAAAACUGUUUUUUUACGGACAACGACAAAAAUAAAUGGAAAAUCACAGAAUGUUUCAACAUGAUGAGAACUUAAACUGCCAUUUAUUACAUAUUUAAGUAAAACAGUUCAAUUAUUUAAACUUUAAACAUUUGUACGUAACUAUUAUAUACCUUUAUGUGUACAUUUUUUUAACUGCAUGAACAGAAAAUAUAUGUUUUUUGAUGUUUUUAUUAA
Molecule: messenger RNA, 3078 nt
Organism: Aphis gossypii (cotton aphid)
Lineage: Eukaryota; Metazoa; Arthropoda; Insecta; Hemiptera; Aphididae
Product: tyrosine-protein kinase Dnt-like
Exons: 12
Coding region: 610-2730 (706 amino acids)
Biological process (GO): cell surface receptor protein tyrosine kinase signaling pathway; multicellular organism development; protein phosphorylation
Cellular component (GO): signaling receptor complex
Molecular function (GO): protein kinase activity; ATP binding
Source: RefSeq, a predicted model, not a curated record